This is a messenger RNA of Mangifera indica (mango), 809 nucleotides long. RefSeq names its product superoxide dismutase [Cu-Zn] 2. The record is from RefSeq and is a predicted model, not a curated record. Gene Ontology annotation, biological process: removal of superoxide radicals. Gene Ontology annotation, molecular function: superoxide dismutase activity; copper ion binding. Lineage: Eukaryota; Viridiplantae; Streptophyta; Magnoliopsida; Sapindales; Anacardiaceae. Bases 60 to 551 code for a protein of 163 amino acids. The transcript has 7 exons.
AAUAUGUGCUAUAUAUACUGUAUAUUCUAUCGAAAUUCGGGACUACCUAGAAACAGAAAAUGGAGCAAACACUCGGUGCAAAACCCACUGUGAAAGCUGUGGCUAUUAUCUCUGGAGAUGCCAACGUUAGAGGCUCACUUUACUUUGUUCAAGGCCCCAAUGGAGUUACUCAUGUUAAAGGGAGAAUUACUGGACUGAAACCAGGCCUUCACGGCUUCCAUAUUCACGCUCUUGGUGACACCACCAAUGGCUGCAAUUCUACUGGACCUCAUUUUAAUCCACUAAAGAAGAAUCAUGGAGCUCCCAGUCAUGACGAGCGGCAUGCUGGUGAUUUGGGUAACAUUAUUGCAGGCUCAGAUGGACUAGCUGAGGUUUCAAUUGCGGACAGGCAGAUUCCUUUAAGUGGACAGCACUCUAUACUAGGGAGGGCAGUUGUUGUACAUGCUGACCCUGAUGAUCUUGGACAAGGUGGGCACGAACUUAGCAAGACAACUGGUAAUGCUGGAGCCAGAGUUGGAUGUGGUAUCAUUGGGCUUCAAUCCUCUGUUUAGAGACAUUGCUUGUGUUCUGAUUAAAAUACUUUUAUGGGCUAUUUCCUAGUCAUAAGCUGCAUGAAAUCUCAUGGUAAUCAAGUUCUUGACAAGUUAUUUGUUUUUACUUUGAACAGAUAUGAUUACUCAAUAAUAUUUUCAGUCGGCUGAACUUUGUGCCAUUUUGUUCUGUAAUUAGUUGUACCGCUUAAUUUAUGGUUUUUGUUUGUAACAUUGGAUGAGCUUUCUACUGAUAUAUUGAUACUGUAAAUUGAACUA